Molecule: messenger RNA, 4418 nt
Organism: Ictalurus furcatus (blue catfish)
Lineage: Eukaryota; Metazoa; Chordata; Actinopteri; Siluriformes; Ictaluridae
Product: transforming growth factor beta-1-induced transcript 1 protein-like
Exons: 11
Coding region: 2105-3652 (515 amino acids)
Biological process (GO): positive regulation of integrin-mediated signaling pathway; positive regulation of substrate adhesion-dependent cell spreading; cell-cell adhesion
Cellular component (GO): focal adhesion; cytoplasm; cell-cell junction
Source: RefSeq, a predicted model, not a curated record
GGAGAGAGAGAGAGAGAGAGAGAUGAAAAACAAUAAUCAGAUGUUUGUGAAUCCCGGUCGUGUCUCAUUUCUCAUUUCUGUCCCAUGCAAACCGGAUAGACGCGGUGCGCGCUCCCGUCCUGACCAGGCGCGCGCACGUCUGCCCUGGGACCCUACUGUAGGAAACUUCAAUUCACUGCAGACUCAGUAGUGCGCGUGCACACCUCCUAUUCCAUAUGCUGUGCACUAGAUGGGACGUAGGGGAAGUGCACGCUGCAAGUGCACACUUUACCCAUCAUUCUCAACCCACUGUGGGCUUGUCCCAAACCUUAUUCACUGAACACCUCACUAGGGUUAUACGUUAUACAGACUGUUGCGGUGCAUUGUGGGAUUUUUCCCCCGUUCUCGCUCUCGGAGACAACCAAGUACACUAUGUAGUGAUGUUGGGCAUAUGUUUGGGUUAUGUUUUUCCACUGGGAUCCCAACACAAGUGCACUAUGUACGUAGGGCACGAAUCAGGUCAUGUGUAUUAUCGUGCGCUAUACGCAAAGCCGUUUGAGUCUCUCUUCCUGUAGUCCACGGUUUACGAAUUUAGCACCCUACAAAGCGCACAUGCUCAGCGCAGAGGUAUUCCGAGGCUGCACUAAUAAUGGUACACACCCCACGUAGUGCCCUAAAUCUACCCUAAGGGAGCCUUUUUAUAUUUAGAAGUGCACUAUGUAGGUAAUGGUUUUUCUGUGGGUGCAUGAUGUGUUAUUUGUGAUUCAGCCUACAAGGACUCCUACACUUUACAUAGUGUACUACGAGUCCUACUUGCUAUAUUUGUGCGCAUAUGCCAUUUCAUACCCUAUGUAGUGCACUAGCUAGAUGGAUGGAGCUUUUAUUUUAUACACUAUGUAAUGCUUGAAGGUUCAGUAGGGAGUGAUUUGGGACACAGCCCACAGAUGUGGUAAUUACAGCUUGAGUUGUAAGUAUGUGUGUGUGAGGGGAACAGGGAGGGUGGAGGGACACGCCACAUCGCCUGCCUGCACACCCUUCUGAGGCAACCAACAUGGCCACUCACUCACACACACACAUACACACACACACACACACACACAGACACACACACACACACAUACACACACACUUAAUGGAGAGGUCGGGGUUUUACAUCCACAUGGUGAUGAGGUCACUUCAGAGUUUAAGAAUGGAAACAUAUUACUCUCUGUGUGUGUGUGUGUGUGUGUGUGUCUGUUGAGAGAGACAGGAAAAAAUGCUUACUAAGCACGGUGAGUCCUGAACCACACACAUCUGGAUUAGAUUGGGACUGAAUCCGCUUUCUUAACUGUGUGUGUGUAUGUGUGUGUGCAUGUAUGUGUGUGUGCUUGUAUGUGUGUGCGUGUGUGUGUCUGUGUGUGUCUGUGUGUGUCAGGCCAGCAGAGUGUGCAACUCUAAAUAUGGUCAAGUCCUACAGACAGGAAUUUUAGCUCCUUAUAUGAGCACAUUAUUGUGUGUGUGUGUGUGUGUGUGUGAAUCAUCACACGGCUUGAUGCCAAACACACUUGAGUUAAACAGUGAUCGCUGCCGUCUGUCGAUGUUGCACAACCUGACAAAACAUCCAAACUUCAGUGUCUAAACCAGCACUUGCUCCCUACUCCCUAUCUAGUGCACUAACAUUGGAAACAGAGCAAGGGAUUGUCAGUGAUCAAUCUGUGGCUGUGUCCCAUUCCACACAAAAUAUUCACAACAUAGGGCACAUAAACACCAUCGUUGGUCCAUUGUGCGCGUGUCACAAGCCGCACACCUUACUCACUACAUGGGACACGUAGACACCAUCGUUGUUCCACUGGGGACCACACACCCUAUUGAUAAUAUACGCCACAUAAUCACCAUCAUUAAUCUAUACCCCAUUCACUAUAUUGGGCUCAUAAACACAUAAACGGUCCAUGUUGGGCAUGUCCCAAUCCACACACUCUACUCACGGUAAUUAGGGAAGUAAUGAGGCAGUUAGUGUUUAUCAGGACUUUGUACUGUUCAGAAAAGGAAAGGCGGUGAUCCAGUUUGGAGCUGAAAGAGUCGACUCUCACUGGUGAUCUGAAUCAAAUGAUCAGACUCAUUGAAAAGAUCCAGAAUUCCCGGCACUAUGUCACUGAACUCUGCGUUGGAGAAAGUUGUUAAGGAAGCGAUUCCGCGCUAUCUUUUCCUUUUGCCUGCUGCUUUCAGUUUGAUUCUCUUCCUGUCUGUGUGUGUCUGUGUAUAUGUGUGUGUCGUAGGAGAGACUGACUCGUCUAACUACCCUCUCAGCCCCCGUAUUGUCGUGUUUGACGCUCUCCUGGCCGAUCUGGAAAGCUCCGCUUCUCCUCUCGCUCGGUGCCCCGUCCUAUUGACCUCUGACCCUCCGGUGACCUCUGACCCCUCACCCACGUCCAACCAAGACUCCAUUCAGAACCGGCCUCCUCCUCCUGCAUACACACCUCAGCAGACAGUUUCAGCUGCCAUGAAGUCCAACGGCUCCCAGAAUCCAGACAAGCUUUACAGCACGGUGUGUAAGCCUCGUUCUCCGCGCUCUCCUGACCCUCCUCCUGCGUUCUCGUCCUCGUCGGUGUUGGGUGGAGGGCUGAGUGAACUCGAUCACCUGCUUCAGGAGCUCAACGCCACCCAGUUCAACAUCACCGAUGAGAUUCUGGCUCAGUUCCCUACGACGAAGAAGGAAGACAAGGACAAGGAGAAAUCGGGAAAGUCGGCUCCCUCCACCGGGUCAGUGAAACCCUCCGCCACCUCGGCCACUUUGGAACUGGACAAACUGAUGGCGUCGCUGUCAGAUUUCCGCGUGCAGAGUGUGCCGGCAGCUCAGGCCAAUCCGGCGCCUUUGCAGCAAACGGUGUCCCCGCCCCCGGCGUCCUCUGGUGGCUCGCUGGACAGCAUGCUGGGCCUCCUCCAGUCAGAUCUGAGCAGGCAGGGUGUUUCCACCUCCUCCAAGGGAAACUGCUCCGCCUGCCAGAAACCGAUUGUGGGACAGGUGGUGACGGCGCUGGGGCAGGUGUGGCACCCCGAACACUUUGUGUGCUCCGAGUGUGAAUGUGAACUGGGGAACCGUAACUUCUUUGAGAAGGACGGGCGUCCGUACUGUGAGCCGGAUUACUUCAGCCUGUACUCGCCUCACUGCGCACACUGCAAUAAACCCAUUCUCAACAAAAUGGUCACGGCACUCGAUAAGAACUGGCAUCCUGAGUGCUUCUGCUGCGUCAAGUGCAGCCGGACAUUCGGAGAUGAAGGGUUUCACGACCGUGAUGGACAGCAGUACUGUCAGCAGUGUUUCCUGGCGCUGUUUGCGUCGCGUUGUGAAGGCUGCUCUCAGCCCAUCGUGGAGAAUUACAUCUCCGCUCUCAACGCCCUCUGGCACCCACAGUGCUUCGUCUGCAGGGAGUGUUUCAGCCCUUUUGUGAACGGAAGCUUCUUCGAGCACGAGGGCCAGCCGCUGUGUGAGGUGCACUAUCACCAGUCUCGUGGCAGUGUGUGUCAGGCGUGCCAGCAGCCCAUCGUAGGACGCUGCGUCACCGCCAUGGGCGCUAAGUUCCACCCGCAGCACCUAGUGUGUCAGUUCUGCCUUAAACCUCUGAGCAAAGGCUGCUUUAAGGAGCAGGACAACAAGCCCUACUGCCACCCGUGUUUCCUCAAGCUGUUCGGCUGAAUUUAAAUCGGGGGAUGUCCAGUACAUUCAAGAUAGGAAGCUUUCCAGAAUCAGUAUUCUUACCUUGCAUCUUUUUCCUUAUUUAGUAAUGUGCAAAAGAACAAAAACAAGUGCAAUUUUAUAAAGUCAAGUGAUAUAAAGAAAAAAAAAAAAGAGCAUUUUUUUGUAAAAUGAGCAAGUGUGCCAAAAAAUACUUCAGUGACACAGAAGAGAAGAAACAUAUGUGUGAUAUGUAACUUCGAUUACCCUGUUAGCAAUGUUUACAUGCACACAAUAGCCCAAUGUUCUUCUUGGACAGAAUGAAGAUGUUUACGUGAGUUGUAUAAGAAACAAAGCUGAGCUUUUCUCACCAAUUUGGAACCCGUGGAAGUUUGGUUAGCAAUUGACGCUAAGUGUAAUUAUGUUGGGAUUUUAGCUGGACAUAAUCUUAUUUUUAAGCAAUUUACCAACACGUCUGAGUAAAACGUUGAUAUUUCCGACAGGUUUGUCCCGUUUUUAUUGUCAUUGUGCAUUUACGUUAAUAGCAAAUGGCUACAUGUCAGCUAGCAUUUCCACUAGAAUGUCAGCGAGGAUGUCCAUUCUGACCGGUUGCCUAGCAACUGAGUUUUUGUGUGUUUGAUGUCCCAUGUCGUAAGCAGGAAUUAUUUAUUUUUUUUAUUUUAUCACACUAAAAUGUUGGACUAUUGAUGUACGGGUAAAUAUAAUUAUAGAGGCUGAAGGACUGUAGGAUUAAACACACACACACACACAGCUAUUAUUUAAUACA